AUGGAGGCUCCUCGAGCUCGCGGAAUGGGCCGAUCAGGACCCCGACGCCGCACGGGCUGUCUGACCUGCCGGGCACGUAAAGUCCGUUGCGACGAGGCUAAACCCACGUGUGCCAAUUGCACUCGCCUGCGAUUGCAAUGCACCUACAAAACCACCAUUCAGACGGUCAUCCCGCGACAACGGCAUGGCAGUCAAAGCUCAGGCACAGUCGCGAGCGCAGCAUCGGCCCCCACCAGCACCGCCAGCACCACCUCAUCCGACCGUCCAGACGUGAACUUCUUCCACACCGUUCUCUGCAAUGACCGACUUUCAGCAUCGAAUUCAGGAUCCCCGCAGCAGGUCGGUCCCAGCAAUCGCCCUCAACAACAACAGCAGCAACCCCUAGGUACGGAUAAUAUCACCUCGUUUGAUAUCCUCAGUUUCAUCGGCGAGAUCACCUCCGACUUCCAGCAGAAACACCUCGAUUUGACUACGAAUGGCCUGGCGGGGUUCCCAGCGGGCUCGGUCCCGGCGGCGAUCGCGAACGAGGAACUCGACCAGAAUGAACGGCCGAUAAGUUGGGACGCGGGCUCAGUUUCAGUCAUCCACGGUGAUCGUUCAGAGCAAGGGUCUUCUUCCGAUACAAGCGGUGGUGGUAGUAGUGGUGGUGGUGGCCCUGGUCGGUUGACGUAUGAGGAUCGGUUGUUUGCACAUUUCGUGGAGGGGGACCCGCCGCCUACGAUAUUUGGGCCGGUGGAUUUGGAUUGGGAGUACGUGCGUGCUAAUGUUGUUGCACAGUCGCGCGAUAGUCGCGCAGUUUUACAUGGGAUUUAUUGCUACGCGGAGAUACAUGAGGCGUUGGUUGAGGGGAAAGCGUGGAAGUUGGCGUCGAGGUAUCAUCAGCUGGCCUGUUCGGAAGUUCAGUCGUGCUUGCUGGGUGAAGUAGGGGAGACGGUACUGAAGAGGGUGUUUACUACGGUAUUAUUGUUGAUGCUGGCAGAGGUGAGUGUUUCUCAAGUUUCCUCUGAUAAUCCAACCACGGCUGAAGGGCUUACGAAACAGCUCAUGUCUACCCCUGAUCUAUGGGGCUCAGGAACGUCCUUUCUCCACUCUGCAUAUCUUCUGCUGCAGCGGUUUCACCACCGCACCAGGCUGUGGACCGGUGUGAGCAAUGUGAUUGUGUCGUGGGUGUCAUUGCUGGAUGUCAAAGCACUGAUAGCUGGCCGUGAUGGCGACCCGCUGAUCGACCUGGGCAGCCUUUCAUCCAAGGCAAGCACUACGUCUGAACUGGCCACGGAAGACAAAUGGGCCGACAAUAGCGGCGACGAGGAGCCACCGAAGCCUGCAUACCUUAUGCGUGAAGCCAUCACGGGCCCGGCCUUUCGCUUCUUCCUGCAAACACAACAGGUUAUCCGACGGAUUGUGUGCAUCGACCUGCAUCACCGCAGUCGCGGGACUGUCAGUGAUGAGUUUGAGGUGCUCCAGAUAGCACACCAGGUCGGGGCCGACCUCGAGACGCUCUGGAAUCGGCGUCCGCGCGUGCUGGACGUCUACAGUACGCCUGAGGACCUCUUUAAUACUCUACAGCCUGCUGUCGCGAUCGAAAUCUGCCGGAUGUUCCGACAGUACAUCGCCAACUUCUUAGCGAUCUUUAUCUAUCUACAUCGGGUCGCGUUCGCCAUCUACCCACGGACUGACCGAGUGCAUCGCGCAGUGGAUCGGAUCAUUCAAUUGGCAACUGCUGAGGUGGAGUCCGGGGGCAAUCAGCAACAUUUGCCCGCCAGCUUUGUAUGGCCGUUAUUUGUGGCUGGUCUCGAGGGAUCGUUGGAGCAGCGAAGAUGGAUUGUGAAAGAGAUGCAACGGAUUACUGGCAGCUGUAGUAGUGGCUGUCAGGAUCCCGAGCGCAUCCGUGGAAGCUCUCGUACGGCGCGACAUCCGCAUGCGGGGAAAGCAUUGCUACUGCUGGAGGAGAUGACGCGACGACAAGAUGCGUCGCGGACAUGGGCGGACUCGCGGUGCGUGCGACGGGAGCUAUUUACUGACUUCUUCGUGAUGAUCUAG
This is a messenger RNA of Aspergillus niger, 2040 nucleotides long. RefSeq lists its product as uncharacterized. Lineage: Eukaryota; Fungi; Ascomycota; Eurotiomycetes; Eurotiales; Aspergillaceae. Bases 1 to 2040 code for a protein of 679 amino acids. The record is from RefSeq and is a predicted model, not a curated record. The transcript is spliced from 2 exons. Gene Ontology annotation, biological process: regulation of DNA-templated transcription. Gene Ontology annotation, molecular function: zinc ion binding; DNA-binding transcription factor activity, RNA polymerase II-specific.